CUUCAUGGGUAGGAUUCGAACGUCCUUGUCUUACCAAGCGCACACCGACUGCCUCCACGCAAGGGCUCCAGGAUCUCUGUCAUUCCCGUAAGCUUUAAAUCAAAACUUUGAUUUUUUUCCGACAUGAUGGCAGCCAGAUUCCUCCGCCGGUCCCUCCCCACGCUGCGGCAGGCUCGGUGCUACGCCGAGGCGGUCACCGGUUCCCCGCAGAUGUCCUUCACUUUCGCCUCCCCGACACAGGUGUUUUUCAACGGGGCCAACGUGAAACAGGUGGACGUGCCCACGCUCACCGGUGCGUUCGGUAUCCUUCCGGCCCACGUGCCCACCCUGCAGGUGCUCCGGCCCGGUGUCGUCACGGUGUACAGUGACGACGGCUCCGCUACCAAAUACUUUGUGAGCAGCGGGUCAGUAACAGUCAACGCUGAUUCUUCAGUGCAACUGCUAGUUGAGGAGGCUGCUGCUUUGGACCAGCUGGACAUUGCUGCUGCCAGGGCCAACCUGGAGAAGGCCCAGUCCGAAAUGGCGAGCGCAUCCGACGAGGCGGCGAGGGCGGAAGUUCAGAUCAGCAUAGAGGCCAACGAGGCCAUCGUCAAGGCUCUGGAGUAGAUCUGUGGUACGACGUCUCAGCUGCCCCACAAUCUGAUUAUCACAGAGAUGUUCUGUUAAUUAGUUUAACCCAGCAGCGUGAUGACGCAUGUUCUCACAGUUGUUAAUGGAAAUAUUGACAAGAAAUAAGAUCAUUUUCGUUGUGACCUCAAACUGAGUCACUGUUUGUUUCUCCCUCCCCUCUCUAGGUAAUUUUUUUCUCUUUCUUUGAUGGAAAUUAAUGGUCCAUCUGUGUUUCCAGCUCAGUCACGACAGUGUCCAGAAGAUUCCAUUCUUGCUUUGUACAGUGGAUAAAUAACAAAAUAAAUUUAUUUGGAAAUACCUGC
Messenger RNA from Anoplopoma fimbria (sablefish), 932 nucleotides. It is a transcript of the gene atp5f1d, whose product is annotated as ATP synthase F1 subunit delta. The record is from RefSeq and is a predicted model, not a curated record. Gene Ontology annotation, molecular function: proton-transporting ATP synthase activity, rotational mechanism. Gene Ontology annotation, biological process: proton motive force-driven ATP synthesis. The coding region runs from base 124 to 606 and encodes 160 amino acids. The transcript is spliced from 4 exons. Lineage: Eukaryota; Metazoa; Chordata; Actinopteri; Perciformes; Anoplopomatidae.